Molecule: messenger RNA, 1453 nt
Organism: Anneissia japonica
Lineage: Eukaryota; Metazoa; Echinodermata; Crinoidea; Comatulida; Comatulidae
Product: hairy/enhancer-of-split related with YRPW motif protein 1-like
Exons: 4
Coding region: 253-1095 (280 amino acids)
Biological process (GO): anterior/posterior pattern specification; regulation of neurogenesis; regulation of transcription by RNA polymerase II
Cellular component (GO): nucleus
Molecular function (GO): DNA-binding transcription factor activity, RNA polymerase II-specific; RNA polymerase II cis-regulatory region sequence-specific DNA binding; protein dimerization activity
Source: RefSeq, a predicted model, not a curated record
CUCGUGCGUGCAACAACAGGCAGCAACGACGGGAUGUCGUGAGAAAGAGGAUCCAGUGGGUGAAAAUUAACACUUGUCACCGUUAAUUUUAUGGUAAACUCAACUUGGUCGACAGACGACCAUUACCACUUGACGAUACGACAACGUGCACAGCCCGUGCACCACGCUUGAUACACGACAGGGAACUUGCCCUACGACGAAACGGCAGAGGAUAAACGGAUCUAUUUUAAGCAACGCAACUUACCCGAAGAUAUGAGUGGAAGAAAGCGCGAACGUUCAGAACACACAUCACAUAAAGUGAUAGAAAAACGGCGCCGUGAUCGUAUCAAUAGUUGUUUAGCCGAACUCAGCCAAGCUGUUCCGUCAAUCUUCGGUAAACAGACUUCGGGUAAACUAGAAAAGGCCGAAAUACUUGAGAUGACCGUGAAAUAUCUCCGUGUGUUGCAGCGCUGUGGUGUAGCUGGACGGUUCGAAACAGGUUCGGAGCUAAAGCAUAGGGAUGGGAAAUAUGACAGAAGUAUGCCUAACCAAUACAACGCGGGGUACAGCGAAUGUCUUAAAGAGAUUAUUCGUUAUCUAACAGAAGUUGAAGGCCUAAGCCCUUCAGACGACAAAUAUCAAAAGAUCGUUCAUUUUUUACGCAGCCGCCAAGAUUCCCCGCAACAUAGUUCAUUUCAAGAUUAUUACAGGAAUUUUACUUGUUCAUCUAACCCACCGCAACCACAUUUACUUCCAGGGCUACGUGUAGCGCAGUCGCAUUCAAUGGUAGCACUGCCGUGUUACUUGGACUUCAAAUACUCCAGUCCAAACUUGAACGAUGUGUCACCGCAGAAGCCACACUACAAACCUCCAAUAGAAAUUAGAGCACCACCCGAAUUAAUCGUUUCAGAUGGCCCCUCACUACCUCAGGAACCCUCUCCAAUAUUUACUGAAGACAUGUUGUCACCGCUACGCGCAACGCCAACACUAUGGCGCCCAUUUCCAGUCAAUGCGCAUGCACUAAGCAACGUACAAAGACAGCUUUUCCAGCCCCGCCCACUAUGUUUAUUUGGUAGUAAACUUAAGGUAGAGAACUUCACUCCCGAGUCUCUGUGAAGAUAUAGGCUUAUGACGCGCUUAGGGCUGAUAUGACGUUUAAUUACAAAAUGUUAGUGAACAUUAAAUACAACGAAGAAUGAUUUAAUUCUAAAAACAAUACUGAACAUCCCCACCAAUCAACGAAAUUCUGCUACGUAGGCCUAAUGAUAGUAAAGCUAAAAUUAAAGCGCACGCAACACAUUUUCAGGAGUUCGGGCAGGGGGAGGUUGUUAAGUCAACUCUAUAGCAUGACGAUCUUAUCUGUUUGAUGUGUGCUUUGUAUAGACUAGAUUAAAGACGAUACCCAAAGGCGACUUUUUUUUUCUUUGUGUAGGCUCUAUUGCUGAAAAACGGUUUAACAAAAAAAAAAAAACAA